GACGUAACUCUUGCGCACGGACUUUCGCUGCGGCUGUGCGGGGAGACUUCCCCCCGCGGCGGCCCGAGCUCCCGGCGUCGCGGUGCGGUUGCGCGCGGACUUCCGCCGCAGGCUUCCGGCCCUGGAGCGCCUGGCAGCCGCCCUCUACCUUCCCCUGGAGCCAUGGCCGCAGGCGGUGGGCCGGAAGCUGCUGGACGCCGCGCUCUUGUCCUCCUCCUCUGGCUUCUGCCGCUCGCGGGCCCUGCCCUCGGCUGGAAUGACCCUGACAGAAUAUUGUUGCGGGACAUAAAAGCUCUUACCCUCCAUCAUGACCGCUAUACCACCUCUCGUAGGCUGGAUCCAAUCCCACAGUUGAAAUGUGUUGGAGGCACAGCUGGAUGUGAUUCUUACACCCCAAAAGUCAUACAAUGUCAGAACAAAGGUUGGGAUGGUUAUGAUGUACAGUGGGAAUGUAAGACCGAUUUAGAUAUUGCGUAUAAAUUUGGAAAAACUAUGGUGAGCUGUGAAGGCUAUGAAUUCUCUGAAGACCAGUAUGUACUAAGAGGUUCCUGUGGCUUGGAGUAUAACUUAGAUUACACAGAACUUGGCCUGAAGAAAUUGAGAGAGUCUGGGAAAAACCAUGGCUUUAACUCUUUCUCUAAUUAUUAUGACAAGCUGUACUCCCCAGAUUCUAGUGGCAUCCGUGGAUUGAUUACCAUUCUGGUACUACUUGCUAUUGCUUAUGGAGUUUAUAAAUUGUUCCUUAGUGAUGGUCAAGAUUCUCCUCCACCUUAUUCUGAGUAUCCUCCAAAUUCCUAUCAUUAUCAGAGAUUCACCAACUCAGCAGGACCCCCUCCCUCGGGCUUUAAGUCUGAAUACACAGGACCACAUGGUGCAACUUCUGGUUUUGGCAGUGCUUUCACAGGACAACAAGGAUUUGACAAUUCAGGACCAGGGUUCUGGACUGGCUUGGGAACUGGAGGAAUAUUAGGAUAUUUGUUUGGCAGCAAUAGAGCAGCAACACCCUUUUCAGACUCAUGGUACUACCCAUCUCAUCCUCCUUCCUACUCCAGCACAUGGAAUAGCCGUGCUUACUCACCACUUCGGGGAACCUCGGGUAGCUAUUCGGCAUCAUCAAGCUCAGAGACAAGAACCAGAACAGCGUCAGGAUAUGGUGGUACCAGAAGACGAUAAGAAAGUAAACAGUUGAAGUCAAACGCUGGAAGCAAAAUUUCUGAUUUUUUUCAUCACUUUCUUUAAAAAACAAAAAACAAAAAACAAAAAAACCAAGUACUACCUGCUAACAACCGGGGAAGGGGAGUUUGUUUUUGGUCCUUAUUGCUUUCUAUGCUCUAUAACUUGAGACGUAAGAGCUACUAGAUGAGAAGAUGCUUCUGUAGAGAAUCGUAUGUUAGUGUAAUGUGCACUUGUGUGUAUAGUUUAUGAAAGCGAUGACUACUUUGGAAAGCUUUCAAAAAAUGUUAAUUUCUAAAACCUGAUAUCAUUAAGAAUGAAGGCUUUAUGACUAUUACACCCUGGGUACAGAAAGUGUCAGUCUUACAGGGUUUUAAUCGUUACUUUAUAAAAACGAUAAUAAUCAAUUUGGUAUUUGUUGUGUAGUGUUUACUGUUCUUCAGACAUUUCAAACAAGCUUGGGACUACCAGUUAUACUUACCUGUGUGUUCUUACCACUUUUGAGUCCAGGAGCUUUGAAUCCUUCAGUGGUGGUGGGGUUCAAGUAAGUGAGAAUGACACCCCUCCCCUUUUUUUUUUGGAAAAGGUAGAAAAUAAGUAUCUUAGAAGGUGGUUGUGAAUGAUUUGUGUGCUGACAAAAAUGCUUGAAACCCCCAUAUUCAUUAAGUUCAAAUGUGUUAACAAAGGUGUCUUACUUGCAAAAGCAUGCAGCCCUCUGUGGGACCUCCAAUGUUGUUGUCGCUGACUGUUUCAAUCUUACAUUAAAAUGACAGGAAAAAUAAAAACAAAUAAGGGGUUUAAUUCUUAUUCUUUCUACCAGCUUUGACACAAAAUGGUGUAACCCUUUUGACCUUUUUUCCCAAAGGAAAAGGGGUUCACGCAGUAAUGCUAUCUCCCUAAUUUCCCAUGGUACUCUUGCCUUAGCUACCAGUCCUCAGUAAGUGUCUUCAAAAAAGUAAUUCAGAAAUGGUGUGGAAGGAAUCCUCUGUGAAAAAAUGGCUUAAAAAAAAAAGAAGAAAUCUCCAAGCCUCCCAACUCACAAAGGUUGCACCAUUUGUCCUAGUUGAGCUCUGCAACCUGAAAGGCUUAUUUUUACCUUUUAGGAAUCAUUUAAAAACAAAACUUUGUUUAUUCUUUAAAAUAUGAUUUAGGGGCUAAAUAAACUGCCCUUUCCUUUCAUCAGGAAAACUCGGUAGAAAUCUUCAAUUAUGUCACAGAGGAAAAAAAUAUUUAACUAUGUUGCACUAAAUCCUUACUCCAUUUCUCCUUAUAAAAGGAGAUGGAAUAAAAGAAAAUCCAGUUUAUUACCAUUUUCCCCAUUUGCUUAUUAGUAUUUUGGAUUUUAAUUUACUUUUUGCUAUAGGAAUCAAUAAUCUUGAACUGAGUAUGUUUUACUUGGAGAGCAAAGUAAAAAUUUGUUAAUUUAAAACUGCUGUAGAUUGUGCCAGUGAUAGUGAUCUGCACAUUGAAUUUGCUGUUCAUUUUUUAAUGAAGUGAUUUUUUUAAUUGGAGUAUAGUUGCCAGACAAUGUUACAUUAGUUUCAGGUUCAAUUUCUACUUUUGGACGCAUUAUUUGAGGUCCAUUGGAAUUUUAAGAAAAUAAUGAGUGAAUAGUGGCUUUAGAUUACUCUCAGGAACACUAGCGGUGUUCUUUGAGGCUCUUUCAAAGACUGGAGGGAAGGAAGGGAAAGAAACUGGGCAGUGGGGCUCAAGAUCGUCCACCCCCAACCCCCACUCCUCCUUUAUUAUAUGUUUACAUUUCUUUGUUACUUGUGGAAAUCUAAGACUCAGAAUGAAAGACAAUACAACUGGGCUUCAUUAGUGGGUUGAUAGUCCCCAGUAGGGAUGGCACCAAGGGAAAGAAAGGUACUGAAGUUGGGAGCUUGGUGGGCCUUCCUUGGUGGGUGGGCAUGAAAAAGAGAAAGAGGUGAAACUUUAUAGUUUUACUCACAAGAUGGUUCGGCAGGACUUCAGAUAUUAGGAUGGGAUUGCUGGCAAUUUAACCAGUUAGAUGUGUUUCUGUAGUUUCAUGAAUGCUUCUCUCUGAAGCUCCUUGAUCUCUUGGAUUCUGACCCCAGUCCUCCAAGACUGUCUUAAGUUUAUCUAUGGUUUUUCCAUAACACAUUGUACACACUUUCACUAUUUGUACUUAGUACAUUUUGCUGUAAUUGUCUCUUAAGUGUAGAUCUUUCUUACUACUCUAAGCUUUUUAGGGAAGAAGGCCAAAUACUACUUCUUCCUGCCUUUUGCAGCUAGGGCAUGGUCAUGUGACUAAAUUCUGUCAAUAUUUCUGUCAGAUGCUUCCUCCAAGUCUUUGGAGACAAUGGCACAAAGACCUUAGAGGAGUUCAGAGAUUAUUCCCAGCAGUGAUAGUCAAAGAUUUAGUGGAGGUAUUGGUGAGUGUCUGGUGAUACUUCCUUGGGAGAUGUACUUUUUAAAAAGAUUUUAUUUGUUUGAGAGAGAGUGAGCAGGAGAGAGCACAAGCCAGGGGGCGAGGCAGAGGGAGAGGGAGAAGCAGACUCCCUGCUGAGCAGGGAGCCCAACAUGGGGCUCCAUGCCAGGACCCUGAGAUCAUGACCUGAGCUGAAGGCAGACACUUAACUGACUCAGCCACCCAGGUUCCCCUCCUAGGAAGACAUAUUAACUGGAUAAUUGCUGUGGUAUGUGUUGGCUGGGUUGUGAGCUACCUAGAUGCCCAUGCCCGAAAACCUGCCGCUUCCUAAGCCUGGUUUUUCAGCCUUCCCGUUGGUUCUUUGAACUAUUUAAUACAAAUGUUAAUAAAUUCCUUUUUUGCCCAAUUCAGUAGAGUUAUUUUCUGUUGUUUGCUACUAAGAACCUUUAAUGUAUGAUGAAUCUCCUAAGAUUCUUUCAUUGUAAGCAACAUAUACUGGCUAAUUGUAAUAAAACAUUGUGGUUGACUCCCAA
This is a messenger RNA of Canis lupus familiaris (dog), 4098 nucleotides long. It is a transcript of the gene SARAF, whose product is annotated as store-operated calcium entry associated regulatory factor. Gene Ontology annotation, biological process: regulation of store-operated calcium entry. Gene Ontology annotation, cellular component: endoplasmic reticulum membrane. The record is from RefSeq and is a predicted model, not a curated record. The coding region runs from base 163 to 1173 and encodes 336 amino acids. NCBI's taxonomy places the organism in Eukaryota, Metazoa, Chordata, Mammalia, Carnivora, Canidae. The transcript has 6 exons.